AUGCGGAGAACCGGAUCUCUACAAUACGUUUUUCCGUCAUUUCAGGUCACGAUCAACGCCCAAUUUCAGUGUAAGAAUGCUCGGGUCUAUUAUGAUAACGAUAAAUACGGUGUGGGACUUUUUACCUUAUCUAUAUAUGAAGAAUUCUCUUCCAAGCAAAAAGAAGAAAAAGAAGCACAGAAAGAAAAAGUUUAUGAAGCCAAAGAUAUUUUUACGCAAACAUUUGGAUCAUAUUGCAAAUUGGAUAAACAACAUCUUACAACCCAUAGACCAAGUUCAUGCACCACUUCAUUAGAUGGACGAGUUUUUCAAGGCAACAAACAUUAUGUCUACAGAUCUGUCAAGAAACUCGAUGUGACUGAUGAUAAAUUUCUCGGACAUUCUGUUCUUCGUACCUAUGUGACUAAUACUUUUCCGAAGAAUAUAUCCUACUUGCAGUUCCUUAAUGAAAUAUUCCCUCCGUACGCGAAAACUUGGGAAGGAAUGAAAAGCUCUUGGAGUAAACGAUUUUUGCGAGAGAUAAAUGAUUUGGGAAAAGACGUGAUUGAAAAGAGUAUGGGUGAAAUUCCGCCCAAGUGA
Funneliformis caledonium is the source of this 579-nucleotide messenger RNA. Lineage: Eukaryota; Fungi; Glomeromycota; Glomeromycetes; Glomerales; Glomeraceae. The record is from the annotation of a GenBank genome assembly.